AUGCAAAAGCUAAACUUUUUCUCGACUCUUCUCGAAGGUACUCCGUUCGAACUGCCGGUUGCACGCUCCGCAGUCUCGUGAUUGCAUCAUAUAAGUGGCCGAAUCACGGCAGAUUCUCUCAAUUUUUCUAACUGCUGCAUGAUGCAAUUUUCUCUCCUUUUCCAGCUUUUCGUCUCGAAUUCAAUGUUCAAAUGUAAUUAUUUCAGGCAGAAUGCUUUCCGCACGAUCAUUCUUGUCUUCCGCUCGUACUAUCGCCAGAUCUACCUUCUUGAACGCCAGAAGUUUGUCUGACAAGCCGAAGGGACCUAUUAUUGGAAUCGAUCUUGGAACCACGAACUCCUGCGUCAGUAUCAUGGAGGGAAAGACUGCAAAGGUUAUUGAGAAUGCCGAAGGAGUCAGAACUACCCCAUCCACUGUCGCCUUCACCGCCGACGGUGAGCGUCUUGUAGGAGCUCCAGCCAAGAGACAGGCCGUCACUAACUCUUCCAACACCCUUUUCGCUACCAAGAGAUUGAUCGGCAGAAGAUUCGAAGACCCAGAAGUGCAGAAAGAUCUGUAAGUUCAAGUUUUGUUUGUUCAUCCUAUGUUUUCGUUUUAGUAAAGUCGUGCCGUACAAGAUUGUCAAGGCCAGCAACGGAGACGCUUGGGUUGAGGCUCAAGGAAAGGUCUACUCUCCAUCUCAAGUAAGUUAAAUAUUCCUUUGACGUCAUGAUGCAGUAUUUCACCUCGAUGAUGCAAAAGCGUUUGUUUUUAGGUUGGAGCGUUCGUUCUCAUGAAAAUGAAGGAGACUGCCGAGAGCUAUUUGGGAAAAACUGUGAACAAUGCCGUUGUCACUGUUCCAGCCUAUUUCAAUGACUCCCAGCGUCAGGCCACCAAGGAUGCUGGACAAAUUGCUGGAUUGAACGUUUUUCGUGUCAUCAACGAGCCAACUGCCGCUGCUCUUGCCUACGGACUCGACAAGGAGACUGGAGACAAGAUGUGAGCGUUUUGUCUUGAAUGAAUUUUAAAAAAUAUUUUUGUUUGCAGUAUCGCUGUUUACGAUCUUGGAGGAGGAACCUUCGAUGUUUCCAUUCUCGAAAUUCAGAAGGGAGUGUUCGAGGUCAAGUCCACCAAUGGAGACACUUUCCUCGGAGGAGAGGAUUUCGAUCACGCCCUUGUUCACCACCUUGUCGCUGAGUUCAAGAAGGAACAAGGAGUCGAUCUCACCAAGGACCCACAAGCCAUGCAGAGACUUCGUGAAGCCGCCGAGAAGGCCAAGUGCGAGCUCUCGUCAACCACCCAAACUGACAUCAACUUGCCAUACAUCACAAUGGAUCAAUCCGGACCAAAGCAUCUCAACCUGAAACUCACCAGAGCCAAGUUCGAGCAGAUUGUUGGAGACCUCAUCAAGAGAACCAUUGAGCCAUGCCGAAAGGCUCUCCAUGAUGCCGAAGUCAAGCCUUCUCAAAUCUCUGAUGUCCUUCUCGUCGGAGGAAUGAGCAGAAUGCCGAAAGUUCAGUCCACUGUCCAGGAGAUCUUCGGAAAAGUUCCGUCGAAGGCCGUCAACCCCGAUGAGGCUGUUGCCAUGGGAGCUGCUAUUCAGGGAGCUGUUCUGGCUGGAGAUGUCACGGAUUUGCUUCUUCUUGAUGUGACUCCACUCUCCAUUGGUAUUGAGACUCUCGGAGGAAUCAUGACCAAGUUGAUCACCAGAAACACCACCAUCCCAACCAAGAAGUCGCAAGUAUUCUCGACUGCUGCCGAUGGACAGACUCAAGUGCAAAUCAAGGUUUAUCAAGGAGAGCGCGAGAUGGCCGCCAGCAACAAGCUUCUCGGUCAGUUUUCUCUUGUCGGAAUCCCACCAGCACCACGUGGAGUUCCACAAGUCGAGGUCACUUUCGAUAUCGAUGCCAACGGAAUCGUCAACGUCUCCGCCAGAGAUCGUGGAACCGGAAAAGAACAACAGAGUAAGAAUACAUUCUGAAAUGUCUCCUUAUUUGAAUUUUCUUUCCAGUUGUCAUCCAAUCUUCUGGAGGACUUUCUAAGGACCAGAUUGAGAACAUGAUCAAAGAGGCUGAGAAGAACGCUGCUGAGGAUGCCAAGAAGAAAGAGCUCAUCGAGGUCAUCAACCAGGCUGAGGGAAUUAUUCAUGAUACAGAGGCCAAGAUGACCGAGUUCGCUGAUCAACUCCCGAAGGACGAGUGCGAGGCUCUCAGAACAAAGAUUGCCGACACCAAGAAGAUCCUUGACAACAAGGAGAACGAGACUCCAGAAGCCAUUAAGGAGGCCUGCAACUCCCUUCAACAACAGUCACUCAAGCUCUUCGAGGCUGCUUACAAGAACAUGGCUGCUAAGAACUCUGGUGGUGAUGCUCAGGAGGCAAAGACUGCUGAGGAGCCGAAGAAAGAACAGAACUGA
Molecule: messenger RNA, 2394 nt
Organism: Caenorhabditis sp. 36 PRJEB53466
Lineage: Eukaryota; Metazoa; Nematoda; Chromadorea; Rhabditida; Rhabditidae
Source: the annotation of a GenBank genome assembly